This is a messenger RNA of Zonotrichia leucophrys gambelii, 4221 nucleotides long. It is a transcript of the gene SLC16A14, whose product is annotated as solute carrier family 16 member 14. The coding region runs from base 694 to 2241 and encodes 515 amino acids. Gene Ontology annotation, biological process: transmembrane transport. The transcript has 5 exons. The record is from RefSeq and is a predicted model, not a curated record. Gene Ontology annotation, cellular component: membrane. NCBI's taxonomy places the organism in Eukaryota, Metazoa, Chordata, Aves, Passeriformes, Passerellidae. Gene Ontology annotation, molecular function: monocarboxylic acid transmembrane transporter activity.
UUGAAUCUGUUGCUGCAGAAAUCAGAUGGAAGGAAGACUGGAUUAUGCACCUUGACUGUUAAUCAAUUAAAAGAGGUUUUGAAAUUAUUUUCACCUUGUGUUGUAAUCUUUACUUAGAGUAACAAUAGAAUAAAUCAAAAUAAAUUAAGCUAGUGUGACCUGAUCCUAUGUACACCUAUGCAUGUAACUCUGCCACUCAGUUUGAUUCUGAUAGGCAUUGACAUUAAUUUGGAAGAAUUCUUUGUUUAUAGUAGGAUAAUAAGGAUUAAUACUAUGGAAACUGAACCCAUAAUAGCAAACUGUUGUCAUAUUGACUCUUUUAAAAAGAGAGGCAGUAACAAUUGCCUUGUUUUAAUUUAUGUAAGAAAACAUUUUGAAAAUUAAGAAUCUGAAUUCCUUAUUUUUUGCUGUCUUCAUUCUUGUUCUUCCACUGCUAAGGAAGAAAUACAUCCCCAAACUGGUUUCCUCUGAAAAGAUGUGGUAACUUCAUCUACUUGCUGCUUCUUUACUCCAAGCUUUAUGAACUGGAACACUAAGGCACAUCAUCUUACUGGGACAGCAGAAGGUGACACAGAGGAGUAAUAUACAGAGAGAGACCGAUCUUUUUUGUGAUCACAGUCAACCCAUGAAGAGUGAGGGCUUUCAGCCACCUAAAAGUAUUUACUGCAUUUGCUUCAGAAUACUGUGGAGAAAAUGUAUGCAAGUCGAGAGGAUAUUGGAUAUGAUUUUGGAGAUGACUCCAAAGUUGGAAGUAAGCCAAUUAAACCUAAUCCAAACAUCGAUGGAGGAUGGGCUUGGAUGAUUGUAUUUUCCUCUUUCCUUGUGCACAUACUCAUCAUGGGCUCCCAAAUGGCCCUUGGAAUACUCAACAUGGAAUGGCUUGAGGAGUUUAAUCAAAGUCGUGGCUUAACAGCGUGGGUUAGCUCCCUCAGCAUGGGCAUCACACUUAUUGUAGGUCCUUUUAUCGGUUUGUUCAUCAGCAUGUGUGGGUGCCGCACGACAGCCAUAAUUGGAGGGAUCCUGAAUGCCCUGGGCUGGAUACUGAGUGCCUAUGCCUCAAAUGUGCACUACCUCUUCCUCACCUUUGGAGUGACAGCUGGUAUUGGAAGUGGCAUGGUUUAUCUGCCUGCAGUGGUCAUGGUAGGGCAAUAUUUUCAGAACAGAAGAGCACUUGCACAAGGGCUCAGUACCACGGGAACGGGGUUUGGAGCUUUCUUAAUGACUGCCUUACUGAAGUACCUCUGCACUGAAUUUGGGUGGAGGAAUGCAAUGUUCAUCCAGGGGGCCAUUUCCCUGAACCUCUGUGUCUGUGGGGCACUCAUGAGACCACUCUCUCCCAAAGAGCUCCGUGAAAAAUAUGUGGUGGGAAAUGAUAGCGAAGAAAAUCGGGCAAAAGCUCUGUCCCACUCUACAGAGACUAUAAAAUCUAAUGGAGUCCUUGGUGAAGAACCAGAGAAAAAAGAAGAGGCAGCAAAUGAAGAAGUGCUGGGCAGUGUGCAGCACAUAGAAAUCGGAGGUAAAUCUGGAAGUGAAAGGAGCAUGUAUGGACUGCGCCUCUUUAAGACAGUGAGCCAGCUGACAGUCACAGUCAGGAAGGGCUUUGCACUCUGGUACUCCAGCUAUUUUGGAGCUGCAUCACUGUUUACCAAUAGAGUAUUUGUGGCCUUUAUCAUUUGGGCUUUGUUUGCCUAUAGCAGCUUUGUCAUUCCCUUUAUUCACCUUCCAGAAAUAGUCAAGCAGUACAAAUUAUCUAGGCAGGACAAUGUAUUUCCUUUGACAUCCAUUAUAGCCAUUGUUCAUAUUUUUGGUAAAGUGAUCCUUGGAAUCAUCUCUGAUCUGCCAUGCAUCAGCACAUGGAAUGUCUUCCUCAUGGCUAACUUUACCCUGGUCACCUGCAUUCUUACUUUGCCACUAAUGCAGACAUACAUUGGCCUGGCUGUGGUUUGUGCUCUAAUAGGAUUUUCUAGUGGCUAUUUUUCUCUAAUGCCUGUUGUGACUGAAGAUUUAGUUGGAACUAAACACCUUGCAAAUGCCUAUGGCAUCAUCAUUUGUGCCAAUGGAAUAUCUGCUUUGUUUGGACCACCCUUUGCAGGUUGGAUCUAUGACAUCACACAAAAAUACGAUUUUUCUUUUUACAUAGCUGGAUUGCUAUACAUGGUGGGAAUAAUAUUUUUACUUAUACAACCUUGUAUUCAAAAGAAACAGUCAAGAGAAAAAUCUACAGAAGAAGCACAAGUAUAGAACAAAUUCCAGAACUUUUUUACAGAACUUUUUUUGUUUUGUGUUUCUCUUGUGUGGCAGUAUGAAGAUGUUUUUCUUAUAGAACCAACCACAUUUAGCUGCACUGCACUUAAGUGAAAAGCACAUAUACUCCAUAAGGCUUAUAAAUUAUUGGAAAUGUGCUUUUAAAAUUGGUUAAGAUAUUUUUUACUUUAGAACUACCAAAUACAGUGAUUAAAAGCACACUGCUAGUAUGUCAAUAUUAGAACCAUGCUAAGAAUACUUACCCUUGCUUCUCUUUUAAUAUUUCACCAUUAACCAUUGGUGAAAAUCCACUGACUGCAGUGCAGUUACUCUGAUUUACACUAGUCCUGUGAGAGAAUUUGGUCAGGACAUGAAUGAUUUAUAAAAGUCCUUUCUACUAUGUAUUCAAUCUGAUGAAAGAUUAGUUACUGGAUAUUAGAAAAUGAUUGUAUUUCUUGCCUGGCUAUUCAAGUACUGUUGAAAUGCUACUAUAAUAAUUCCACUAAUUCAGCUUACUAAAAUUACUAUUUCUGUGAUGCAAAUCUGAAGAAAAGUUCUCAUAUAUUUCUGAAAUUAUUCAGUUGGACUCAAUAGGUCCCUCCCAACCCAGUAUAUUCUGUGAUUCUACUUCAGUGAUUUUUAAUUUUGUUUUUUCAAAGUAUCAACUGCAUUUGAAGUAGCUAUCCUCAAUACAUAGGCUGCAGUUUAAACACUGUGACAUUUAAUGCACCUGAAGUAAAAAACCCAUAAAUGAAGAAACAGGAAACAUGUGGAAAAUGUUUCCAGAAACAGUUUGAGUUCUUUGGCCCCUUUACCUAAUUAGAGUUAUUGUAGAAUUUAAUAACAUUGCCACUGACUCUUUCCAUGGGAAUGAACUCUACUACAGCACACUAAAUUUUGUUAUAAUUUAAUUUAAUUGUUCACUAAAUUUGUUACAUAUGAGCAGUCGUGUUGCUGCUUGUAAUGUACCAUGAACUGACUAAGAUUCAUCAUGUUUGAGAAAUUUAUUCUCUAGAAAAUGAGAUACUGCAGAGCAUGGAAUAGCUAAAGAGCAUUUAAAAUAUUAAAACAAAUUUUCUCAACAUUAAGGGUCUGGUAACCAGUGCAGAAGGCGAUGUAUGGUGGUUGAGGGUUUAUUUUUUUCAGCUUUGAGAAGUGAGUCUGAUGUUAAUUUUCCUAUCAAAUAAGAACCACUGUAAGUUUUCAUCCUCUUAGCUUUAUGAAAGUUCUUUGCAUGACGAAUCUGGUUCUUAGUUUAAUAUUUCUACGUGCUGCUGGAAUUCCUUAAAAAGCAAUUGAAACUGUUCAAUUAUAUUGAAGAACUAUUGGGAAACAGCUCAGUACACAACAAUAGCAAUAUCCUUAUCUUCUUUAUAGCUGCAAGGUUGGUUAACAAAAAGUUCUGAAUGUGUAUUGUUCUAUAUUGCAAUUCACCAGCUUCUUAGUGUUGCACUUUACAGCUCUUGUCAGGGACAUACUUUAAAGUAUUCCUUAAAGAUCACUGAAGUGAGCCAAGUUAAAAAUAAAACCUUAAGAAACCCUGAAUUAUUUUAAGAUUUACAUCAGUACAAUCAUAUAGGGUAGUUAUGUAUGGCCUUUAAAAUUCACAUAAGACAACUGAGGUGGCACUGAACUGCAACACAUGGAGUGAACACACAGUCAGUAACUUCUGAAAAUCAGCUUUUGUUAUUGGAGAAAAUGUGCACGUAAAUUUUCACAUCAGUUCUUUGUUACAGAUUAAAUAUCUUCUUGGUGGGAAUGCUGCUGAUGGCUCAUUUGAUCUGAGCUUUUUUUGUUUCUGAAAGAUAUGUAUCCUUCAUACAUAGAUCUUCACUUUGUCUUUUGUCAAAAGCAAUGGUAUUUGCAUAAUACAGUAAUGAAAAAUAUGUUGUUCACUUGUGGUAUCUGCAAUAGAUCUUUUAGUAGAGGUUCUUAUAGGGCCACAUGUUGGGAAUAAACUUACAUUACCCAAAAAUA